AUGGCAUCCCCGCGACUCCUCUCUCGUUCACCAUUGACCUCAAUCCUUCGUCUCCCCAUCCAGACUACCAACGGAGCAAACCUCAUCCCUCGCACCCUGUCAAGAGUACAUAGAUCUUUUAUUUCCUCCCAGACUAAAGCGGCACCACUCAAGAUGUCCAACACCGACACGCUCAUUGAGCUAGCCAAAGCCCGCCGCACAAUCUACAAACUCGGAAAGAACAGCCCCGUCCCCGACUCCAAGAUCGAAGAGGUCGUCAACGCAGCUAUCCAGCACGUCCCCAGCUCUUUCAACACCCAGUCUACGCGGCUCGUGGUCCUCCUGCACGCCGAGCACGAGCGCCUCUGGGAGAUUGUCAUUGACACCUUCAUGCAGCUCGUUCAAAGCGGCGCCGUGCCCGAGACGACAUGGAAGAACCAGACGCUGCCUAAACUACAGGGGAUGAAGAAUGGUGUCGGGACGAUCCUUUUCUACGAAGACCCAGCACACAUCAAGCCCUUCUCCGAGAAAUUCGCAACCUACAAGGAUUACUUCCAGCCUUGGGCGGAGCACUCGAACGCCAUGCACCAGUACUUCCGGGGGAAACAGUCUGGACAGCCCUCGAGUCCCUCGGUUUCGGCGCAAACCUCCAACACUACAACCCCCUCAUCGACGCCCCCGUCGCCAAACAAUGGGACAUCCCCUCGGAGUGGCGCCUCAUCGCGCAACUCGUCUUCGGUAGCCGGGCGGGCGAAUCAGGCGAGAAGACCCAGAAGCCCAUUGAAGAGCGGGUUAAGAUCUUCGGCAAACUAUAACAACCUGACAACAAUUUUCGACACUACUACAUUAGAUGCGAUUCAAGAGCUUUUAGAUUAG
Messenger RNA from Aspergillus fumigatus Af293, 855 nucleotides. Lineage: Eukaryota; Fungi; Ascomycota; Eurotiomycetes; Eurotiales; Aspergillaceae. The record is from RefSeq and is a predicted model, not a curated record.